Messenger RNA from Xenia sp. Carnegie-2017, 991 nucleotides. RefSeq lists its product as uncharacterized. The transcript is spliced from 4 exons. The coding region runs from base 81 to 869 and encodes 262 amino acids. Lineage: Eukaryota; Metazoa; Cnidaria; Anthozoa; Malacalcyonacea; Xeniidae. The record is from RefSeq and is a predicted model, not a curated record.
AUUACAGACAAAUUUUGCAUUCAUAUUUGUGCAUUGGCAACCCAAAGCUGUAGUGGUUUCUUAAUUGGCUUUACAACUCUAUGAGACAGAGAAUGACGAAUUUAACGCGCUUUAUUCUUCUUCUGUUUAUUUCUAUCAUCUAUGUGACCUCAUGCAAUGGUGGUUGUUAUCGAUCGUGCUUGCAAAUAAAACGAAGUCGACGAAAUGCACCAAGUGGUCUUUACUUCAUUUAUGUGAAAUACAUUCGUGUCAAAGUCUACUGUGAAAUGAAAUAUCAUGGAGGUGGAUACACGUUCAUACCAACUCACGCAGUCAGGAGGGGUAGACUAACAACGCUGAUCAGACAGGUUUUCAAAAAUAAAAAAAAUGUCUUGCUUCGCAUUCAAAAGAGAGACGGGUCUCAACCUUUCACUCUUAUCAGUCAACUUUAUCGUAACAGAAGGAUACCAUUGAAAGUUUUGAUGCACUCUUAUGUUGGUUACACACGUCCUUUAAAUUACUAUUUACGUGAUUAUCUAUUCCUUGGGAUUUUACCAAAGUGGAGGGCGCAAAAUAAAGCUAAACAAGGUUUCAGAUCAAAUUAUCGUAAAAUUGUCUUCAAAAACUGCGAUAAAAAUCCGAAUUCCUACUUUGCAUUCUUCCCUAACCAUAAAGGAAUUACACCAAGUACAUACCUCAAAAACAACUUGGUUUUUGAAAGGCGUGGUGUUGCAGUUGAUUGGCGGAAGACUGGUCUGAAUUUACGCAGUUAUGGUCGUUUACCAUGCGACUUCUUUUUCCUUACUGAGUUGCACUUUGGAGGCUGUGGAACGUACACAUCCAGUGACCGAUGGACAGAUGCAACUGGUACAGCCAUUGGUCUUCGUUAAUUGAUUCAAAGGUGGUGGAUUUUUAAGCUAACAUUUCCUAUUUGUUAUUAAUUUGAGUAUAAAGUAAAUGUAUCAUGCAUCUGUAGUCCAUACUACUUCAAUAAAUUUUUCUUUUCCAAAUA